Molecule: messenger RNA, 1059 nt
Organism: Serpula lacrymans var. lacrymans S7.9
Lineage: Eukaryota; Fungi; Basidiomycota; Agaricomycetes; Boletales; Serpulaceae
Exons: 1
Coding region: 1-1059 (352 amino acids)
Molecular function (GO): zinc ion binding; nucleic acid binding
Source: RefSeq, a predicted model, not a curated record
AUGUCGACGCAAGAGCAGACCGAUCUAAAUGCCCUCCUUCACAGGAUGAGGCAGCAGAUCAUAGAUCUCACGGUUCAACUCGGCGAGUUGCAAAACAACCCCACGCCAGUUGAACAGAGAUUCAACAAGAAAGUCGAGAUUGUCGCUGACCCCGGCAGUUUCGAUGGAGACAAAGCAAGAUUCGCCGAAUGGUGGAUCAAACUACAAAUCUGGAUAAAGGCGAACAUCAAAGCCUUUGAAGACAAUUUCAAGCUCACAACGGCAGUGUUGUUGAGACUCAAGGGACCUGUGGCGGGUCGAUACGCCCAAGUUAGAUUACAAGAGUGCUACCAGUCGGGCAACUGGCCAGCAUGGGAAGAUCUCAAAGUAGAGAUCGAAAAAUACUUCAAGCCUCAGGCAGAACGCGACUGGGCGCGCCAGCAGAUCCAUUCCUUCACACAAGGAAACAUGAGGACGGACAAUUUUGUUACCCGUUUCCUGGCUCUCUCUAUCCAAGGGGGGCUCGGGAACGAACACACAGUAGAAUUGUUAGAGCGAAACGUAAAACCAGCAAUCACUCAGCAACUCUACCUGCAAGGGCGACGAGAAGAAGAGCUGGUAAACGCAGCAGAGGCAGUUAGAGAUAUUGGGAGAGCCCAAGAGCUCUAUCAGAUGCAAUUUGGUGGCGGGUCCACCAACAACAACAACCAACCCCAGAGGCGCCCUGGGUUAUCAAACAAAAACAAAAACAAUUCUAACGGGUUUAGGCCUUAUGGGCUACAGCCAGGCAGAGGAGCACCAAUGGAGAUUGGCGCGGUCCAAGGGGGACAGAUGCGCAGAUUUAAGGGCUCGUGCUACAGCUGUGGCAAAGAGGGGCACAUGUCCCGAGACUGCAGAAACGGAGUGCAGGCCGCUCAAAACAACAACAAUCAAAGGUGCCAGGCGCGCCAAUUAGAAACAGAAAAACCAGACGAUCGGCUCAACUCAUUGACUGGUCGUUCAUACGACGAGAUACGGGCUUUCUUCUAUGACCAGCAGGCGGCUGAGAUGAAGGCUCAGGGAAAAGAGUUCAGAGCUUAG